Tetrahymena thermophila SB210 is the source of this 1821-nucleotide messenger RNA. Its product is annotated as MFS transporter. NCBI's taxonomy places the organism in Eukaryota, Ciliophora, Oligohymenophorea, Hymenostomatida, Tetrahymenidae. Gene Ontology annotation, biological process: transmembrane transport. The transcript has a single exon. The record is from RefSeq and is a predicted model, not a curated record. Gene Ontology annotation, molecular function: transmembrane transporter activity. Gene Ontology annotation, cellular component: membrane.
AUGUAAAUAGAAAAUUCAGAAGACGUAGCAGGUAAUAAACAAAUUAGACAAAUGCCAUAGUUUGAUCACUAAGAAAAUCAUACUAAUUAAAUGGUAACUGAAGACAAUUAAUUGAAAUAGAAUGAUUAAAAUAAUCAAGAAAAGUCUAACUAAGAGUAAGUAGCUGAAGAAGCUACUGCUAAGGAAGCCAAAAAAAUGACUAUUAUAGAUGCCCUUGAACGUGUUGGCAGCAAGAAUAAAUAUUAAAUCUUGUUCUUCCUCUUUUCAGGUUUUGUUUGGCUUUUUGGUGCAACAAGUAUCCUUUCUCCAACAUUCACUUUCGAAAAACCUGCAUAUAACUGCCCUGACACUGUUUCUUCAGAUAAAUGUGAAAGCUGGGUAUGUGACUAACCUAAUCCAAGUGAUUACUUCUCCACUCAUCCAGAAUCUUUUGUUAUGGCUUUCGAUCCACCUUUGAUUUGUGGAAGAUAAUAUAUUGCUGAUAUGUCUGUUGCUUUUUGCUAUGCUGGUAGCGCUAUCGGUUUUAUUGUAUCACUUUACAUUGCUGAUAAUAAAGGCCGUAAAAUCGGUACAAUUAUUUUCUGGAUAUUAGCAGCAGUAGGUGCUUAUAUCUCCACUAUUUUUGGUUUUAACAUUGGUGCUUCUGUUUUCGGAUUUGCCCUUUCUUAAUUUGGUGCUAACUCUGCUAUCAAUAUUGUAUUUUGUAUUAUGAAUGACCAUUCUUUAGGUAAAUUUAGAGAAUACACUAUGGCAGCUUUGAAUCCUUUUUACGGUGUUGGCGGUUGUGUGUUAGUCCUUAUGGCAGUAAUAACCCCAAAGUUUCGCUUAAUUAUGUUGUGCAUUGCUGUUCCAAUUACUAUUUCUUGCAUUUAUCUCUUCUUCUUUUAUGAUCCUCCUCUUUUCUUAUAUGAAAAAAAUAAGCAAUAAGCUAUUGAUGUUUUGAACAAAAUUGCUAAAAUUAACAAUCGUCCUACAGUUUAAUAUGAUGAAGUUGAAGAUAAGGAAGUGUAAAUAAAAAGCUCUAGAAUUUAUGGACUCAAGGAUCUUUUCAAAUAUCGCUCUUUGCGUUAUAAUGCUAUCUGCUCAGGUCUUAUUUUAUUCUUCGUUUAAAUCUCUUACUAUGGUUCCAACCUAAUUCUUUCUUAAAUUGGUUUGGAUACUAAAUUAAAUGCCUUAACAACAUCUAUCGCUGAUACUUGUGGAUAUUUAGCUAUUGUUCCAAUUAUUACCCAUAUUAGAAGAAAAAGAUGGAGCUUCUGUCCAGGUAUAAUUUAUAGUGUAAUCUUUAUUUGUUUCAACUAAAUUACUGUACCUGAUGACUGUGGUGAUAACUGCUCUGAAAAGAAACUUCAAACUGCUCUUGUAACAAUUGCCCGUUUCUUCUUAACAUUUGAAUGGGGACUCGCUUUUAUCUACAUUACUGAAAUAUUCCCAACCACUGUGAGAACAAUUGGAUUAGGAUUUGCUUCAUUUGUAGGAUAUUUAGGCAGUGUUUUCUCUAGUUAUUUCCUAACCUAUUUAAUAAAUUAAGGAAUCAACCCAUUACUAGGUAUGGGUGUUGUAAGUAUUAUCAGUUUGGUCUUUUACUUCCCUAUGACAGAAACCUAUGGAGUUCCUUAAUAAGCUGAAAUCAAAGAAUUAGUCGAAGAAGAGAGAAUAAAUCAAGAAAAGCAAAAAGAGGAAGAAGGAAAAACAUUCACCAAAAAUUUGGAAAACAUUAAAAAAGACUCCUCUGAUGAAUAGAAGGAAUUAUAAAAUAUUUCUCAAAUUAACAAUAAGUUAUCUUCAGCACAGAUUCCAACAGUUGCUGCUUUAAAUUGA